Molecule: messenger RNA, 1723 nt
Organism: Nematolebias whitei (Rio pearlfish)
Lineage: Eukaryota; Metazoa; Chordata; Actinopteri; Cyprinodontiformes; Rivulidae
Gene: xbp1
Product: X-box binding protein 1
Cellular component (GO): nucleus
Molecular function (GO): DNA-binding transcription factor activity, RNA polymerase II-specific; RNA polymerase II transcription regulatory region sequence-specific DNA binding
Source: RefSeq, a predicted model, not a curated record
UGCUGCCCACUCCGUCAAGCAGUUGAGAAGGAGGCGUCGGGGCAACACGGGGACCAGCUGGUUUCUACUAAAUUUAUUUAUUUCACAACGUAACGACGGACUAUUCCAACAUGGUGGUGGUAGCGGCGGGGACCGGCGGAGCCCACAAAGUGCUCCUCAUAUCCGGGAAGCAGAACGGCUCCUCCGGCGGCUCACAGAUGGCGGCCUUCAGCCGGCCGAUCUCGGUCGUUUUACCGGCCAGCCAGGUGUCGUCGGACUCGGACUCCAACACGUCCGUUGGGCCGCCGCUGCGGAAGAGGCAGCGACUCACACAUUUAAGCCCGGAGGAGAAGGCCCUUCGCAGGAAACUGAAGAACAGAGUGGCAGCUCAAACAGCCAGAGACAGAAAAAAGGCCAAAAUGGGAGAACUGGAACAGCAAGUCAUAGAGUUGGAGCUGGAGAAUCAGAAACUUCACAUCGAGAACAGACUGCUUCGAGAGAAGACGAGUGGUCUACAGACAGAAAACGAGGAGAUGAGACAGAGACUUGGGUUGGACACCCUUGACUUAAAAACAAAGAUUCAGGCUCUGUUGUCCAACGGGAACGACGCAGGUUUAGGGAUCGGGUCUUCUGAGUGCAGUACUCAGGCUACGUGUGCCUCCGCAGCAGGUGCAGGCCCAGCACUCCCUAAAUCUGAAAACUUCACAAUGGCUACAGAUUGUCCUGACUCUACAGACAAUGAGUCUGAUUUGCUACUGGGCAUUCUGGACAUCUUUAACCCAGAGCUGUUCCUCAAGUCUUGUGAACAGGUGUGCAAGGAGCCGCAGGUGCUGCUGGUUGGAGGGGGGAACCCAGUACCUGCCGCCCCACCUGCGCCUGUGGGGUCCCCAUCAGUUAAGCUGGAGACCCUUAAUGAACUGAUCCACUUCGACCACAUCUACACCAAGCCCGUAGAGGAAGUGAGCGACAUGGAGAGCGACACGGACGAGAAGAUCGAGGAGGCUUCCUUCACUGAAGUCAACGAGGUGGUUGUCGGGGAGGAGCCGGUCUGCGUCAAAGACGAGCCAGAGGAAGUGGUCAUCCCCACCUGUAACGACCACAGUCAGGUGGAUGACUUCUUCUCUGGCGCCUCCUCCCCCGCCUUCAGCCACCUGGAGAAGGAAACCCUCUUGACGGACACCUACAGCGACUCUGGAUAUGAAAGGUCUCCUUCCCCUUUCAGCGACAUGUGCUCCGAGAGCUCCUGGGAAGACAUGUUUGCUACUGAACUGUUUCCCCAACUUAUCAGCGUCUGAAUUCAGCGGCUCCGCCCAAGGAGUUUAAAAUAUAUACUGUAAAUACACAUAAAAGCCAAUGUGUAAAUACAUAAAAGUUUUAGUUGUAAAGAACCCUUACAAACUGGUUUCUGUAUAAUAAAAAUCUCAUUACAGCAGGUCUGUACCUCUGUCAGUGCUGCAUUGACACGUGGUAGAUGGAGCUUGACUUCUACUGGCACAAGUUUAAACAGAAUUUAAGACUGCCAAUAAAUCUUUUCACUCACUGUUAAUAAAAUGUGGGUGAGUCCAGUAUUUAACGUUUUUUUUUUAUUUUUUAAAGGGGAUUGGGGACCCGUCCAUGAUUUAUUACACUAUUUAUUUGUGUAGUUUGCUUCAGAGUUGUGUCCGCCUGUAAAAACGAUUCUUCUAAUUUUUGCUUGCUCUUCUUGUACUCUAAUGACGGCAAUUAAAAUAUUUUUUGCAUUGCA